Messenger RNA from Colletotrichum abscissum, 378 nucleotides. RefSeq lists its product as uncharacterized. NCBI's taxonomy places the organism in Eukaryota, Fungi, Ascomycota, Sordariomycetes, Glomerellales, Glomerellaceae. The record is from RefSeq and is a predicted model, not a curated record. Bases 1 to 378 code for a protein of 125 amino acids. The transcript has a single exon.
AUGCAGGUGUACAUCAAAGUAGCGGACCUUGUGCAAGCAAUAGAGACGAUCGAUUAUGGGGACGCCAGCGAGGGGCCAGUGUCUUUGCCAACAUCUAAGGCAACAGACAGUUUUGACAUGCCGAAUAUUGCCUACGCGGUUGCGAAUCAUUUGAAGAUCGAAAGUCGGCUAGACAGAUACAAGCUCGAUCCCAGGCUUUUCAUCAAGCAUCCCGAAUUCCUCGAAAGCACUGGGAAACUCAUGGCACAGGGUACGCCACUACGGCCAGAGUACUCAUCGUGUCUCUCUUUCCCCGCCUCGAUAGAUACCAAGACAGCAUCUUCAUAUCGCAACUCUAUUGCCUUCACUUGCUUCAACGUAUAUGAAAGCCAAAGAUAG